Messenger RNA from Seminavis robusta, 390 nucleotides. The record is from the annotation of a GenBank genome assembly. Lineage: Eukaryota; Bacillariophyta; Bacillariophyceae; Naviculales; Naviculaceae.
AUGCCCGACCCCGUCACCCACUUGAAACUGUGGGAAUUGUUGGCUGCCACCAAUUCCUCUCUGCAGCCUCGGAUGUCAGACCCGACCUGCAUCCUGCAUCUCUUUACGUCAUCUCGAACUCGACAGCAAUCAUCAUCUGGACCUCGACAGCAAUCAUCCCCGACUGUAGAUAGUGAGAACUUGAAGGAUCCUGCCGAUACUCACCAACAACACGCUUUCUGUCAAGCUCUCAAGCAAAUGGAAAAACCUUUGCUGUUUACGGAUCUUGAUGACCAGAACAAAACUACAGCCAGCAAUCCGCCCAGGGGGAAGACUCAUCAAGGCUUUGUCCUGGAACAGGAUUUUCCUCCGUACUCGCAGCUGAGGCGACCCAGCUUUCGCGGGCGAUGA